AUGAUAAGAAGCUUAAAUUAUUACCUUCUAGCGAGUCAAUAUGAGCCGGGGAAUUAUUCGUUUGUUCAGGUUCAACAACGACCAGCAAUGUCUCAAAGAGAUGGAAUCGCCAAAUUUGAAAAUGAAAGAAUUAAAACAUUGCAGGAGGAGCGUAUGCACAUUCAAAAGAAAACAUUUACGAAAUGGAUGAACUCAUUUUUAUUCAAAGCCAAGAUGGAGGUGGAAGACUUAUUUGUUGAUUUAGCCGAUGGCGUUAAAUUGUUGAAACUACUUGAAAUCAUAUCCGGUGAAAAAAUCGGCAAACCAAAUGGAGGAAAAAUGCGAGUACAUAAAAUAGAAAAUGUCAAUAAAAGCUUAGCAUUUCUACAUACGAAGGUCCGCUUGGAAUCGAUUGGAGCUGAAGAUAUAGUCGAUUGUAAUCCACGCCUUAUUUUGGGUCUUAUCUGGACAAUUAUUUUACGAUUUCAAAUUCAAGAAAUCGAGAUUGAUGUGGAUGAAGAAAAUGAAACAAGUGAAAAGAAAUCAGCCAAAGAUGCUUUGUUAUUAUGGUGUCAACGAAAAACAUCUGGUUAUUCUGGCGUACAUAUUCAAGACUUUUCUUCAUCAUGGAGGUCUGGUUUAGGAUUCAACGCUUUAAUUCACUCUCAUCGACCAGAUUUGUUCGACUAUUCCUCACUACAAGCUGGAAGAAACAUCGAAAAUUUGAAUCAUGCCUUUGAAAUCGCUGAACGUCAUUUGGGUAUUCCAAAAUUACUUGAUGCUGAGGACAUUGACCAGCCUCGUAUUGACGAAAAAUCUGUUCUUACAUAUGUUGCGUCAUAUUAUCACACUUUUGCCAGAAUGAAGAGCGAACAAAAGGGUGGAAAGAGAAUUGCAAAUAUUGUUAGCAAAAUGAUGGAUGCUGAUAAUAAGAAAGACCAAUAUGAGCAAUUAACAUCAGAUUUAUUGCAAUGGGUUAGAAUGAAGACUAAGGAAUUAGAGAAGAGAGAUUUUCCAAAUUUGUUAGAAGGAAUCCAACAAGAAUUGUUGAGCUUUAAACAAUAUCGUACGAUUGAGAAACCACCAAAAUACAAGGAACGUAGUGAAAUUGAAGCUCUGUUUUUCCAUGUUAACACAUUGUUGAAGUCAUUAAAUCAACCAUCAUACAUUCCACCAGAGGGAAAACUUGUAAAAGAUAUUGAAAAGGCAUGGCAGAAAUUGGAAUAUGCUGAACAUAAUCGUGAAGUGGCAUUAAGAAACGAACUUUUACGACAAGAAAAACUCGAGCAAUUGAAUUAUAAAUUCGAAAAGAAGUCUGUUUUGCGUGAAAACUAUUUGAAGGAGAUGAUUCAAGUGCUGUCGGAUUCCAGAUAUGGUGCCAAUCUUAGACAAAUUGAUGCAACUGUAAAGAAACAUGAAGCAAUUAGUGCCGAUAUUCUUGCUCGUACUGAAAGAUUCAAUGACUUGACAGAAAUGUGUGAAGAACUGCAAAGAGAAAAUUAUCAUGGAAAAUUGCGCGUUAAAGCAAGAGAACAAGAAGUAAUUGAUCGAUGGAAUGAACUUCUUAAACUCUUGGAUCAUCAUAAGAGCAAUUUAAAUCAAAUGUGCAGUUUAAUGAAUCUAUUAAGAGAAAUAGAUACUACGCUUGAGGCGAUUAAAUCAUUACAAAUUCAAUUUGAGUCUGAAGAUGUUGGACCUCAUUUAUUGGGCGUAGAAGAAUUACUUCAAGCUCAUUCGCUUCAAGAGUUGCAGCUUACUUCCCUUGGUGAGACUAAAAAGAAAUACAUUCGUCAAGCAGAAAAUUAUAAAAAGUUGAACAAAGAAUCAGAUUUGAUCAAUCAGAAAAUCGAUAUGCUGGAAAAAAUGUAUCAGAACCUCGAACAGUUGGCAAAGAGUAGAAGAAUUUGCUUGGAAGAGGCCAGAGAUUUUUAUCAUUUCUUAGAAGAUCACGAUAAUGAAGAAGGAUGGCUAGUCGAGAAACAAAGAAUUUGCAAAACAGCUAUAACAGCAAAAGAUUUACGCGCAGUCUUGUCAUUACAACAAAAGCAUAAAAGUCUAGAAGAUGAAAUGAAAGUAAGAAAACCAAAAUCAUCUCAUCUUAAAGAUAUUGGAAAUAAACUAAUUUCUGAGGAACAUCCUCGGGCAAAUGAAGUAACAUAUCGGAUGGAUUCGCUUGACGCACAUUGGAAGGCACUUGAGGAGCUUGUGGAAUUAAGAAGGCGGCAAUUAGAAGAUGCUGCUGAAGCUUAUCAAUUUAAUACGGAUGCAAAUGAAGCUGAUUCAUGGCUUAAUGAAAAACAUGCUUUGGUAGCAUCAAAAGACUUUGGUGUUGAUGAACCAUCUGCACAAGCAUUAUUACAACGACAUCGUGAUUUGCAAGGUGAACUGAAUGCGUAUUCUGGUGACAUCAUGAACUUAAAUCAGCAAGCAGAAAAAUUGAUUAAAGCUGGAAUAUGUAAUUUAGAAUUAACACAAGAGCCUGAACAAAUUCAAGAAAUUGAUCAAGAAGAAUGGGUCAAUGAAGUUCGUUUAGUUCCGCAAGAAAUUUUUGAAGAAGAAAUUGUUGAAAGAAAUGAGCCAAGAACUGUCACUGAAAUGAAAUUACUUCCACAUGUUCGUGCAAUGUAUCCUUUUGAAGGUCAAGGCAUGAAAAUGAUCAAAGGGGAAACAAUGGUACUUUUAAAUAAAACAAAUCCAGAUUGGUGGUCCGUUCGAAAGAAUGAUGGAGUUGAGGGAUUUGUGCCAGCAAAUUAUGUUAAGGAAAUUGAGCCACAAAAAGUUCCGUGCAUAGUUCGAAAAAUGGAAAAAGUUAAAGUUGUUCAAAAAGUUAAGAAAACAAUAUUAGUGAAACAAAAUAUUCCAGUGAAAAGAAUAAAGCCUGCUCAAGUGUCGCAAAUUAAAUCUCUCGUUAAAAGACGUGGAGAUGGCGAUGUAGCACAGGAUAACAAUAGUGUAGAGAAACGUAUCAAGAAAAUAAAUUUAAUGUAUGAUGAAAUUCAAGACAUGGCAGUACAAAGACAUGCUCUAUUGGAAGAUUCCAUAUGCUUGUUUGGAUUCUUUAGGGAGUGUGAUGAUUUUGAAAAAUGGAUCAACGAUAAAGAAAAACUACUUCGAACAAACGACUUGAAAGAUAGUGUAGAAACAGAAAAGAGAAAAUUCGAAAACUUCUUAACUGAUUUAUCAGCUUCAUCAAAACGAAUCGAAGCUAUUGAUGCAGCAGUCGAUGAUUUUACCCGACAAGGUCAUUCACGUUUGGAUAAAAUUAAAGCUCGUCAGAGGCAAAUACAUCAAAAAUGGGAUAAUCUGAAUAAAUUAAAAGUGCAAAAAGAAAAGAACUUGGAAGGUGCAUCAAGUGUUGAACUUUUUAAUAGAACAUGCGAUGAGGCUAAAGAUUGGAUGCAUGAAAAAAUGAAUCAGCUAGACAGCGCUGAAAUUGGACCUGAUUUAAAAACAGUUCAGGCUUUACAAAGAAGACAUCAAAAUUUGGAAAGAGAACUGGAGCCAUUAAAGGAAAAAGUUUCACGUGUAAACUUGCUUGGAAACUCCGUUAAGCAUUCUUAUCCUUCGGAAACCGACAAUGUUGCAAAAUCACAACAAGAAAUCAAACAAAUGUGGGAAAAAGUUCAAGCAAAAGCAAUUGAAAGACGUUCCCGUUUAGAAAAUGCUGUUGGAGAACAAAUUUUCACAAAUAGUGCGAAAAUGCUUUUUGGAUGGAUUAAUUCCAUAAAAGAUCAAUUGAAUUCAGAUGAGAAGUGUACUGAUGUUGAAACUGCAAACAAUUUAUUAAAGAAACAUCAAGAUUUGAAUGAAGAAGUUAAAACAAAAGAUUUUGAAUUUGAAGAACUGAUUGGACUUGGAAAACAAUUGACUCGUAGAAAUCCAAAUUUGACAGAAAUUCCAUCAACAAUUGAUCAACUACAAGCUGAGCAAUCAAAUAUUAAACGUGGAUGGGAAGAAAAGGAAAAAUGGCUUCGACAAUGUGUUGAGCUUCAACUUUUUAAUCGUGAAGCCGAUAAAAUCGAUGCAACGACCAAAGCACAUGAAGCCUUUUUGGAUUACAAAAAUUUUGGAAAUUCUAUUGAUGAAGUUGAAGCCAUUCUUAAACGCCAUUAUGAUUUUGAAAACACAUUGGGUGCACAAGAUAAAGUUGUUAAGGCAUUCUCAGACAAUGCUGACAAGCUUAUCGAACACAAUCAUUAUGAUUCACCUUACAUUAAAGACAGACGUGAUCAAGUCUUAGGCCGACGUCAAAAAGUCAAAGACUUAUCAGCUAAGAAACAAAAUGUACUUCAAGCUUCUGAAGAUUUUCAUAAAUUCGCUGCAGACUACAAUGAUAUCAAUGGUUGGCUAAAUGACAAGAUGAGAAUAGCCAAUGACGAGUCGUAUAAAGAUCUUUCAAAUUUAUCGAGAAAAUUGCAAAAACAUAAAGCAUUUGAACGAGAAGUAAGAGCUAACGAAGGUCAAUUAAGAACAAUCAAUAAGCAAGGUGAAAAUCUAAUUAAGCAAAAUAACAGGAAAGAUGAGGUAGCUGAGAUGUUGGAACAAUUAAAUGAAAAAUGGAAUGAUUUAAAGAAUAUUUCGUUUGAAAAAGGUCAAAGACUUGAACAAGCAUUAUUGCAACGUGAACACAAUAGGAACAUUGAUGAUGCUAAAAAUAAGUUAAAGGAAUUUGAAGAUGCAUUGUUAUCUAAACAAGUAGGUAAUGAUUUGCGUAGUUGUCGUGAUCUGAUGAACAAACAUCAGAUGCUUGAAGCAGAUAUUUGUGUAUGGGAGCAAAAGAUUCACGAAUUAGUCCAAACAGGUGAAGAAAUGGCACAAGAAGGACAUUUUGAUGGUUCAAAUAUCAAAACAGAAACAAAAGACCUGCAGGAUCAAUUUAAAAACUUAAAAGAUCCCAUUGCAAAUAGACGUUCAGCAUUGGAUGAAAGUUUAAAACUACACAAAUUCAUUUUUGAAGUUGAAACUGAACUUCAAUGGAUAAAUGAACGUCUUCCAUUAGCAACAUCAAAUGCUAUGGGUCAAAACUUGUAUCAAGCUCAAAGCAUGGAUAAGAAACACAAAAAAUUACAAGCUGAAAUAAUUGGUCAUCAGUCAAUGAUAACGAAAACUUUACAAAGUGGCAAUGAUUUGGUAGAACAAAAUCAUCCAGAAAAGGAAAAAGUUGAAAUAUCUUGCGACGAAUUGAGCGAGGCAUGGAAAAAUCUUCAAGAAAAAACUGAUGAAAGGGGUAAAAAAUUGGAUCUUUCGUUGAAAGCACAACAGUAUAUAUUUGAUGCAGCUGAAAUUGAGACAUGGUUAAGUGAGAAGCAUAACAUUUUAAAAUCUACAGAAUAUGGUCGAGAUAGAGAUUCAGCAACAAAACUUUUGACUAAGCAUAAGGCAAUUGAGUUAGAAGUAGAUACUUACACAGCCAUCAUCAAUGAAAUGGGUCAUACAGCUUCAGCGAUGAUUGUAGCUAACCAUCCCGAUAGUAAAGCUAUUGUGGGAAAACAACAAAUCAUUGAAAAGAUGCUUAAGUCCCUACAAAAGCUUCUAGCUCAACGGCAAUCGAAAUUAAUGGAAAGUUUGUACAGGCACGAAUAUUUUGCCGAAUCUGCUGAGCUAGAAAAUUGGAUGAAGGAGCAAGAAGUUGCUGUUUUGUCUGAAGAUUAUGGCCAAGAUUAUGAACACUUAUUGAUUUUGAAAAACAAAUUCGACGAUUUGAAACACCGCAUUGAGUUGGGUGCAGAACGCUUUAAUCAAUGCGAAGACUACGCUAAGAAAUUGAUAAACAAUAACAGUCCAUAUGUUGAUGAUAUUGACGGUCGACAAGAACAAUUGAGACGUAAUAGGGAAUCUUUUUCUCGCAAUGCAUUAGAUGUGUUGGAUAAGCAUGAACGAUUACGAGCUUCCUGGGAUAAUUUACUGAAACAACUAUCUCAAAGAGAACAAAGGUUAUUUGCUGCUGGAGAAAUUCACAGAUUCCAUCGUGAUGUCGCUGAAGCUUUAUUCAGAAUUCAAGACAAAAAUGCGGUGCUUUCAUCCGAAUUGGGAAAAGACUUGAAUUCUGCGUUAGCAUUGUAUAGAAAACAUGAAGGAUUCGAAAAUGAUUUAGUAGCAUUGGAAGCUCAAUUGCAAGUUUUGGUAGAGGAUUCAGUAAGACUUCAAGCUAAAUAUCCUGGUGAUAAUGCGGCAGCAAUUGCACAGCAACAAAAUACAGUUGUUGAAGCAUGGAAUAAUUUGAAGGAAAAUUCAGCACAUCGCAGUGAUCAAUUGGCAGCUAGUUGUGAUCUCCAAACAUUCUUAACACAAGUAAGAGACUUAAUGCUAUGGGCAAGUAACUUAAGAGCAACAUUACAAGCUGAAGAACAUGUGAGUGAUGCUGCAGGUGCAACAGCAUUAAAAUUACAACAUGAUUCAAUUUAUGGGGAAAUUGAAGCGCGAGAAGAAAAGUUCCGUGCUUUAAGUGAGCUUAGUGACUCUAUGGUACAAACUGGUCACUAUGCUGCAGUUGAAGUUGAAGAAAAAUGUACAGCUUUACUCGACGAAAGACAGAAAUUGCACAAUGCAUGGAAUAAUAAGAAAAUUUUAUUGGAACAAAAGAUUGAUCUGUUCUGUUUCUUACGUGAUGCAAAGCAAAUCGAUAACAUAUCAAGUAUUCAAGAGGCAGCUCUAACAUCAAGUGAUGUUGGUAUCUCUGUUGAAGAUGUCCAAGACAAUAUUAAACGUCACGAUGAACUUGAAAAAUUGAUUCAACAACAAGAUGAAAAAGUAUCCACACUUCAAGAUCAUGGCAGCAAAUUAAUCGGUCAAAACCACUUUGACAGUCCAAAUAUUAAGAAACGAUUGUUGGAGGUUGUAGAUAAACGAGCAAAAAUAAAGAAAUUAAGUCAAAUAAGAAGGCACAAGUUGACAAGCUCAUUGCUUUACACUCAAUUUGUGAGAGAUGUUGCUGAAACUGAAAAUUGGAUUCAUGAUAAACAAAAGAACAUAGAGUCAAAUGUCAAUUCGUUUGCUGAUGUCAGCAAUAUCGAAGAAAAAGUUAAGAAACUUCAAAAAUAUCAAGCGUUCAGAGCUGAGAUAUCUGCAAAUCAAGGACGAAUUGAUGAAAUUAUUAAGAUGGGAGACAUAUUGAUCAACAAUAGUCCAGAGUUGACGAAAGAGGUUAAAGAAGCCAUUAAAAAGUUAUUAGAUUCAUGGAAUAAUUUGAUGGCUGAUGUAGAAGCUGAAGGUAAAGGUUUAGAAGAAGCACAAGAUAUUCUUGAAUUUAACAACCAACUUGAAAAAAUUGAAGCAUGGAUUAGAGAUAAAGAGCUUAUGGUGCAAGCAAGUGAUACAGGAAGAGAUUUAGAACAUUGUAGUGCAUUGCAAAGAAAACUUGAUGAUACUAGUUCAGGAGUAGACGAGCAUAGAAUUAAAUCAAUAAAUGUUUUAGCUGAUAAGCUAAUGAGUCAAGAAAAAUCACCUAACGAAAAUAAAAAUGUUGAUAAGAAACGAAACAAUUUCAAUUCACGUUGGCGUCAACUCCAAGGAGCGCUUGCUGAAUAUAGAAAUCUUUUAAAUGGAGCAUACGAAAUUCAUCUUUUCAAUCGAGAUGUUGACGAUACUAAGGAAAGAAUUGCCGAAAAAGCACUUAUAAUGUCAAGUGAUGAUUACGGACGAGAUCUUUUUGCAGUUGAAACACUCAGAAGAAAACAAGAUGCUCUGGAACGUGAUAUGACUGCCGUUAAACAAAAAAUCUUUGAUUUAGAAAAUGAAGCAACUCAAUUAAUGAGAAAAUAUCCAGAAAGAGCUGAAGAAAUUAACAAUAAGCUUUUGGAAAUUAAAGAUUGUUGGGACAAUUUGGAAUCGUUGAGUGUAAAACGAAGGCAACAUUUGGAAAAUGGAUAUCAUGUUAAUAAAUUCCUUAGCAGCGUUGACGAAAUUCAACAAUGGGCAAAUGACAUUAUGAAUAAAAUGAAGGCAAUGGUUUAUCCUAACACGAUCCAAGAAUGUGCUAUUCAAAUUGAGUUACAUAAUGAAAGAAAAACGGAGAUAGAUGGUCGUCAAGAAAUAUUUAGUAAACUUCUUCAACAAGCAAAAGAAUUGCUUGAUGUCAAAGGAAUUAAUUGUAAGGAUAUCGAAGACGCACAAAAGUCUAUUGAAGAAAUUCGUUUAAAUGUUACUGAAACAUGGGAAUCGAAAUCCAAGUGGCUCAAUGAUAUUCAUCAACUUCAACUUUUCAAAGAAUUGGCAGCUCAAAAGGAAUCUUGGAUUGCAAACAAAGAAGCAUUCAUUAACAAUGAUGAUUUAGGAGAUUCAUAUACUUCUGUUGAUAAGCUUAUUAAGAAACAUGAAGCAUUUGAAAAACUGCUUUUUUCAAGUUCCAGCGAAAUUAUUGAUGAAUUGCAAGAUGCUGCUAAUAAAGUUAUAAUUCAAGAGCCCGAUUCAAACGAAAUAGAAGUCAUUAAUACGCGUUUAGAUGGAAUUAAAAUUAGAAUGGACAAAUUAAAAUCGCAAUCCAAUCAAAGAAGUAAAAAAUUGCAAGAAUCAUUAGCACUUCAACAGUUCCUAAGAAAUCUUUAUGAAGUUGAGAGAUGGUUGAACCAAAAAUUGCAAGUUGCCCUUGACGAGUGCUACAAAGAACCUAGCAACUUACAGAGUAAAAUUCAAAAACAUGCAGUUUUCGAUGCUGAACUAAUGGCAAAUUCAACAAGAAUUUCCUCUAUAAUAACUGAAGGUGAAUGCUUAAUAGAUGCAGAACAUUUUGCAUCUAACGAAAUACAACAGCAAUUAGAAUUAAUCGAAUCGGAAUGGAGUAAAUUACAAGAAGCUUCACGUUAUAAAAAAAUUCGUCUAGUUCAAGCAUAUGAUGCUCUUCUCUUUUUACGUUCGCUUGAUGAAUUGAAUGGGUGGAUGGAUGAAAUUGAAACACACCUCUCAACCGAAGAUUAUGGAAAAGAUUUGGCUUCUGUAAACAACAUGAUUAAAAAGCAUCAGAAUUUGGAAGCAGAUGUUGCUCAUCAUAUGGAAAUUAUCGAACAAAUUACAAAGCAAGACGAAAACUUUUUAAAUUCCGAUCAUUUCUUGAAAGAUGAGUUGCAUGAAAAAGCAAUGAACACAGUAAGAAGAUAUCAUUCUCUUCAUGAGCCAAUGUCAAUAAGAAGUGAUAAUUUAGAAGACUCCCAAUUGCUUCAUCAAUUCUUGCGCGACGCAGACGAUGAAUUGCAAUGGUUAUCCGAAAAAGAGCAUGUACUUGCAUCUAACGAUUUGGGAAAAAAUUUAAUUGCAGUCCAAAUUCUUCAGAAAAAACAUCAAUCUUUAGAAUCAGAAAUUUCAUCACAAGAACCUAUAAUUUCAUCCCUUGCUCAUCGCGGUCAUCAAAUGAUUCAAAAUGGACAUUUUGCAAGUGAGGAAAUUGAAAAAUGUUAUCGUUUAGUACAAACAAAAUUGGCAGCUAUUCGAGAUCUUGCCAGCGUACGCAGAUUGCGACUUUCUGAUGCAAUAGAUUCACAAAUAUUUUAUUCUGAGGUGAACGAAGUUGAAUCAUGGAUAAAUGAAAAGAAACCAAUCUUAACAUCAUCAGAUUUCGGUAAAGAUGAAGAUGCAGUGUUAUCACAGCAAAAGAAAUUUGAUGCUCUUCAAAGAGAAAUGGUUGCAUUUGAGUUUUCUAUUGUCAAAGUCGCUCAACUUGGAAAGAAUUUAAUAGAUCGUGGACAUUUUGAUAAAGAGCAAAUUAAUUCAAAGUGUGAAAGAGUCCAAACUGAAUAUGAUAAAAUGAAAGAACAUUCAAAAAUACGAGAAAAGCACCUGAUAGAUCAAUUAAGAUAUUUAUCAUUCAUGAGAGAAGUAGAAGAUUUACAAGAAUGGAUUGCCGAACAAAUGGCUAUUGCAUCAUCUGAAGAAUAUGGUACGGAUGUUGAGCACAUUGAACAAUUGAUUAUCACCUUUGAUUCAUUUAUUUCAACGAUUCAUGCCAACGAACCAAAAAUACAACAAUGUAUUGCACGCGGAGAAGAGCUUAUUGAACAACGAAAUUAUCACGAAAAGAUAAUCAAAGUUAAAAAUACAGAAACUGUUCAACUGUGGACGGAAUUAAAGGAAUUGAUAAGUGCUCGUCAAGAAGCUCUUACUGGUGCCAAGAGAGUUCAUGUGUACGAUAGAACAGCAGACGAAACAAUUUCUUGGAUUAAUGAAAAAUUGGGAGAUGUUCUUAGUGAAGACUAUGGACAAGAUUUAGAGUCUAUUCAAGCUUUAUUAAGAAAACAUGAAGGAUUCGAGACUGAAAUUGCAGCCGUUCGCGAACAAGUUGAUCAAGUACAAAGUGAGGCAAAGAAAUUAGUUGAAACUUUCCCAGAUGCAAAAGAUCAUAUUGAAGUGAAAAAGGAAGAAAUUGUUGAAGCUUGGACCGAACUUGCUGAAAAAUCACAGCAACGCAAAGAAAAACUAGCACAAGCAGAACAGUUGCAAGUAUACUUUGAUGAAUAUCGUGAACUUCUGGCUUGGAUAAAUGAAAUGUUGGCAAAAAUAACUGCACCAGAACUAGCAAAGGAUGUAAAGGGUGCUGAGCUUUUAAUUGCCAGAAUUAAGGAACAUCAAACUGAAAUAGACGCUCGUAAUGAAGCAUUUAAUAAGUUCUACAAAGCAGGAGAAAAACUCAUUAUGGAAGAACACUUUUUGGCUAGUGAAGUUGAGGACAAAAUUAAAAUUUUAGAACAAAGAAAGAAAUUACUAAACAACACAUUGAUCAACAGAAAGAACAUUUAUGAACUUAAUUUAGAUACACGACUUUUCUUGAGAGAUGUUAAUAUGCUUGAGCACUGGAUGGAUGCCCGUGAAAUACAGCUAAAGGAUAAAAAUUUGGGUGAAAGUAUUUUACAUGUAGAAGAGUUGAUAAGAAAGCAUGAGGACUUUGAAAAAACAAUUAUUGCACAAGAAGAUAAAUUUAAUAUAAUAAAACGAAUAACAAUGCUGGAACAGCUGUUUAAAAAGCAACGUGAAGAAGAAGAGUCAGCCAGACUUGCAGAAAAGGAAAGAGUAGAGAAGGAGAGAAUUGAAGCAAUGAAACAAAAAGAAGUUAAACGUAUUACAGAUGAGAGAAGAAGAAAUGAACAUCAGCCCCAAAUAAGUGGUCAUGAAAAGCCACAAAUCAUCACUUCUGGUAUUAAACCAAGUUCCUCAUCCGAUUCACUUAAUCAAGUUCAGAAAUCAAAUUCGUUUAUCAACAUGUUUGGAGAUCGUCUUCGACGUGGUUCAGAAGGAAAUGCAAAGCGAGCAGAAAGCAUGAAAGUUAAUGUGAAAAAUCCAAAACGUACACCAUCAUUCACAACAAGAAAAAGACAAACAAGUUUUAGAAAAGGUGAAAAUGCAGAUCAAUAUGAUUUACCUCCAGUCGAAAUUCAAGGAAUAUUAGAGCGAAAACAUGAUUUACAGUCAGGAGGAAAAAGAGCUCCUGUUAGAAGCUGGAAACCGUUUUAUACAGUUCUCUGUGGACAACUUUUAUGCUUCUUUAAAGACGAAGAUGACUUCCAUGUCAGAAAAGCAUCAGCACCCCCUGUAAAUAUAUUGAAUGCUCGUUGUGAGAAAGCAGAUGAUUAUACCAAAAAGAGGAAUGUAUUUCGCCUUAACUUACCUGACGGUUCCGAGUUUUUGUUCUUAGCAACAUCUACAGAUGAUAUGAAUGAUUGGGUUAAUAAAAUCGCUUUUCAUGCAAACUUACCUCCCAAUCUACAGCUUAUGAGUUUCGACGAAUCAAUGAAGCAUGCUGAUCAAUCUCCGAAAAAUAACAGCGAACAUGAUGGAUCGUCUGUAAGCUCAAGAACAUCAUCACCUGACCCAAAUCAAAAAAGAGACACAUUGCAUCUUACACCGCAAAUGAACUUCCUUCAACAACAACGGGAGAUUCGCGAACGAGAAACUAGAGCUCGAAAUAUACCACCACCUCAUUCUCCUACUGGAUUUUAUGACAAACCACCAAUUCCACCAAGAGCAUCAAACAAUCAUCGUCAAUCAAAUGAAAAAGUUGACGUUCAAUUAAGACAGAAAGUUGUAGAAGAGGACUAUUACAACAAUGCACCAUCAAACAGACCUUAUUCUUUACAACCACAGCCAGUCCAACAAACCGCAUCACCCCAAAAUGGAAACAAACAUGGUAAUGAAAUUCAAGAUGUACUGAUGAAGAAUAGUGAUAUGAGAAGUCCAGAACCAUCCAUUCCAUUAUUUUUGUCGAAUCCGCCACAAGUUGCACGAAGAUUACCCGUUUUGACAUUUCAUCAGCAUCACCAAACAAUUCCUCAUCCGCACCCGACAUUCAGUACAUUUUAUUCUCCGACACACAUGGAAAAUCAUCAUCAUAACCAUCAACAAUUUUCCAAUCCUUAUCAGCAGCAGCAACAGCAGCAUAUUCACGAAAUCAAUCAGCCUUUACCUAUCCGAAAUUCUCCAAUUCAUCCACGAAUGGGAGUCCCAAAUAUAAUGCAUAAUUCAAAUUGGAGCGAGCAAAUUUCUAUACAAAUGCGAAAUAACAAUUACGGAAAUGGAAAUAAAAGCAAUGAAUAUGGCUGGGGUAUGGGAAGAUUUGAAGGAAACAGACCAACUUCAAUGCCACCACCAUCAUCACAACAAGCAUUUGACAAUUCAGCUACACUUUCAGUGUCAAGUCGAAUGUCAGCAGAAAGCUCAAGUGAGAGUGAAGCUAGUGGAAUCAUCCAAAAGAAAGAUAAUAAAGAAAAGGACAAGAAAGGAGUCUUCCGAAUAUUUUCAAAGAAGAAAUCUAAAAAUAAUCCUUAAGAAUUAAAUAUGAAAUGUAUUUUAUAUGCCUUAUAUAUUUUUGUUAAAUGGUUUUACACCCUAUUAUUUUUUUUAUUUUAUUAUUUUGGAAGAAACUUAAGUUUCUUAUGCAAAGCAUAUUUUAAGUCCUUUUCAAAACAUAACAAAUAUAUCCAAUGCUUUAAUCAUCAUGCUUCAAAUUAAGAUAAAAUUAUAUAUAAAAGUUGUAACCAAUAAAUAAAACAUAUGA
This is a messenger RNA of Chironomus riparius, 12955 nucleotides long. NCBI's taxonomy places the organism in Eukaryota, Metazoa, Arthropoda, Insecta, Diptera, Chironomidae. The record is from the annotation of a GenBank genome assembly.